AUGGGUACUGAUAUAUCAUAUGCUUUAUAUGAUAUUUCAUUCGAUGAUGAUUUAUAUAAACAUUCAUCAGUUGGAUGCCCAUUGUUUUCAGAUGGCCCAAAUUUUUUGUUUGAUGAUUCAACCGAUUCAUGUUUUUGUGACUUUACUGUAUCAAAUAAUCCAGAAUACCCAUUGUCAUGCCCAGUGACCCUUUCUUGUAAGGUAAAGGAACCUAAUGUAGAAGCUGAGGAAUGGGUAUCGUUAUCAAUCAAUGGAAGCACAAAUAACUUUUCAAUCAAUAAGCAAACACAAUUUAGAUUCAAUAAUAAUAGAAAGUCAUUGGGUUUCUCAAUUAAAGUCACACCCAUCAAAGGAAGUUUUACAAUGUAUUAUACAGAAGAUCUUAAAAGAAGAGUUUUCGAAUCAUUGAAUGAUAAUAUAUUAUUAAGUGUAUGUCCAAAUAGUUAUAAUACUAUAGAAGGUACUUAUUUCAUUGAUAUUCUACCAGUAACUCCAGAAUCUCAAUUUUCAAUUGAGUUAGAUUUUAUGGAUGUUCCAACAAUUGUAGAAGGUGAUACAAUAACUAAAUCGUGUGUAAAUCAGUAUGAAGAUCAAGAAUGUCUAGGGUUGGGUCAAUUUAUAAAGAUUUAUAGUUCCAAUUUGUACUUUAUCGAAAUUAAUGAUCCUGGAUAUUAUUUUGUUAGUUUAAAGUCUAGUGGCGAGGCAAAUUUAUUUAUCAGUGACGAUUCAUCUAUCAAAAACCUAAAUGAAGAAAAUUCAAAAUAUAUUCUGAAAAAUGUGGGAAAUUCAAAUUUUGCAAAAUCUUUAACUGUUUAUAUAGAAAAACCAACAGUUCUCUUUUUAAAUAUGGUUUGCCCAAAUAAAGUAUGUCUUAUUAUGAAUUUUUUUCCAGAGUUAUAUAUUGUAAAAAGUCAAAAGAUAUUUUUAAAAAAAAUAAGUUCAAUGGGUUUCUUAGAAGGUUCUUUAGCUCUAUCUUCAUCAUCAAGAAUUCAAAUUCAAAACAAAUAUUUCAGUUGCACAGAUUCUGAUUCUUGUUACCCUUAUUCAAUUUUGUUCCCAUCACAAACAAUAAACCCAUUAUAUCCAGUUCCAGCAGCUUUACAUUUUAUACAAGAUUUUGAUUAUAGAACCAUCGAAUAUAAUGGCAGUGAAAUUAAUUUUAAAGAGAAAUCUUAUCAGUUUGCAGUUAUAAGAUCAAUAAAUUAUGGAAAGGGUAUCAUAGAAUAUUUAAAACCAGAAGAUGUCUCAAAAGUCAAAGUCGAAUUUUUAAAUACAAUAUUUGAUUCAAAUGAUAAUCCAAUUAAUUUAAUAGUUUCGGAUUUUAGUAUCAAUCAGUUAAAUGAAUCAAAUUGUGAUAUUAACAAAUUUAAUGGUUUACAAGAACAAAUUAAUAAGGGUAUGAACAAUAAUGGCUUGUCAACAGAAAAGUUUAACAGUUGGAAAUAUAACCUUGGUAUAAUACAGUCAUCAAGUGACUGGAUUCAGUGUGAAAAUUUAAUUUUAUCAUAUUUAAAUUUAGAAACUGUAAAAUAUAAUAUUUCAUCGUCACAAUGCAUAUACUCUCAAUCAGAACCUGGCUAUAAACAAGACCCAUGUUGUAACUUCCAUUUAUUAUUUAAUAAGGCAUGCGAAUCUAAAGUUGCUCAGUUUGAAACAUUUAAAGUUAAAGAAUUGCAAAGUGAUAAAGUUAGCCAAGAAUGUUUUAGUCAAGAUUGUACAAGUAUAAUAUUAAAUAAUUUUGCUACACAAAAAUUCCUAUUAAGAGAGAAUGAUGGAUGUAAAGUAUCAGGUUAUGAUAUUUUAAAAACACAUUUAAAUUCAUAUACUACACUUAGAGAGUGCAGAAGAAAUAUAUUACUAGAAAUACCAGAUUGUGGUUCAGACUCAGAUUGUCAAGAUUUUUCUCAGGGUACCAGAAAAUGUGAUCUUUUUAAAAGAAAGUGUGUAGUUAAUUAUGAAAUUACAGAUAAAAACUACAUCGAGUGUGUUUUGGAAAAUUUAUCAUCGGGUACUCUUUAUUCUUUAAUUUCAUCUCUUCAAAUAAAUUCAACCGUCAUCGAUUCAAUAUACAAUAGAUUAACAAUAAAAGAUUGGGUUAUUGAAGCAGGCGAGCCAAAGCAUUCCACAUACAUUUAUUAUUUAGAAGUUAGUGAAGCAUCAUUCAAUCCAAAUCUAAUUGACUAUUCAAAUGAAAUCAGUUAUAAAUCUCCAAAUCAAGUAAGAGGGUGGGAAUUUGAAAAAGAGAAUUACUUUUUUCACAAUUCAUAUUAUGGAAAUUUAAAUUCAGAGGAGAUUAAUUGCCUAGCUUACUUGAAAAUGCUUCCAAAAGGUUAUAGUCAAGAAGUUAUUUCAGAUUUUUUAUUAUUCUGCGAUGAUGCAUCACCCGAAAAUACAGUUCAUAGUUUUUGUGGUUAUUGUUCCGAUCAAGAUAACACAUAUUGCCAUAUUUAUAAUGGGUCUCUUUCUCAUGUUGGUUCACCACAACUCACUUAUGGAAAUAAAUAUCCAUUUUCAGAAAGUGAUGUUUUAGUUGAUGAAGCAGAAUGCAAUCAAGGUCUUUCAAUGUGUCUUUUAAAAGAUGGUGAUUAUUUACCAAAUAUCGAUAAAGAAAAUUGUGAAAAUAAUUAUGGUUCUUGUUCAUCUCCAUGUGGUUAUGAAUGUAAAGGUGUUCAAAACAAAUGUAUAUGGGCACCAAUUUUUUACUAUAACUCAAAUGAAGGUACUAUCAUAAUGGAUAGUAAUAAAUGUCAAGAUGAAGGGUUUACAUAUGAUGCUGAUGAACUUUGCAAUACUGGUAUUGAUAAUGAAAGUGAGUGUAUUUUAGGAGGAUACACAUGGUUGGAUUGUCCAUCUAAAGAUAUUGACAAUUGCAUUGGUCCUAAUUUUAAUUUGACAGAUCCAGAUUCUGACGAUUCAAAUAAUUUUUAUAGAAGUAAGUGUUAUUUAAAAGAGAUUCCAUGCCAAACAAAAGAAGAUUGCUUAAACCAAGGAAAAUGCUCAGAUUAUGAUAUCUUUUAUGACCAGGUAGUGUUAGAUGAUUAUUUCCCAUAUCCAAAUGGUUUAGGUAAAUGCAUCAAAGAUUAUAGUGUUGACACUAUUUAUGGUAAAAGUUGUGACCCCGACAUCGAAUAUGAUUCUCCAAUGGGAUGUUAUCCAAUCACUAGUAUUCCAGGUAAAGAAGUUUGUGACACUCAAAAAGGAAAAUGGUGGAAACCAUCAACAAGUAAAGAAGAGUGUGAAUCUCAUAUGGGUUGCAAAACUUUUGACUACAUUUACCAAAAUAAUCAAGAAAUCAUUAAUCCAUAUAAUUUACCAUUUACUUCGAGAUUUAAUCAAAUGGAUCAACAGAAUUGUUUACUUCAACAAAACCAAUCUGGAACCCAAUGGGUUAAUAGAUUCAAAUGGAGCAAUGCAGUGUGGUACCCAGGUGUACAUGUUACUUCCCAAUGGUAUUAUAAUAAAUCAUUUGUCAAUAGAAUUCAAUAUAAAGAUACUUUUGACUACAUCGGUUUCUAUAAUGAUAUUGUCAGUGCUACUCAAAAGCAAGUAUCCAUUUUAUAUUCUUCAGAAGCAUACUGUCAAAAAGAAAAGAAUGAAAACUACAUGAAUUCAAUUUUAUGUAGCUGCAGUGAAGAUGGUGGAUCAAAUUGUUUCAAUUCAACAAAUCGUAUAAUGGUUCAAACUAUAGUUUGUAAUAGUGAAACCAAAUCCCUAUUAUUCGAAAAUGGAAAUGUUUCAUUUACUGACUCUUCAGCUCCAUAUGGAUGUGAAAUGGUAUCAGUUUCUCAUAUAACCAAAUUUGUAUUCUCAGUUUCAUCACCACAACCUUUGUCAAACAAUUUUAUUUCAUAUCUUAAACCAGACGACUAUGCAGUUUUAAAUUCUAAAGAUGCAAUAAUUGGAACUCUUUUAGAUGAUGGUAUAAUUUUAAAAUCGGAAUAUGGUCUCAGUGAAAUUAGAAUUUGUAUGACUUUCAAUGGAACUAACCCAAAUGAAUCAAAGUAUCCCAUUUUAGAUUUUGCAAUUAAAACAAAUAAUAGCAAUCUUGAACCAUAUGGCAGUGUAGCAGAGGAAGAAAUUUAUGAUUCUAUUACUUAUUAUUGCUCAACAAUUAUUAACAUAACAUCAUAUCAAGUUAUUUAUCCAAUGAAUAGAGUAUCAGAUUGGCAAAAUCAAGAUAGAAAGGUUUUGGAUACUAAAUCAACAGCAAUUGUUUACGUUUUAGCUUCCCUCUUCCUUUUGGUUGGUGUAUAUGGUUUGCUUCAAAUAGUUGAAUUUAUAGUUUUUAAAUUCAAAAAUAAAACUCCUUUCCAGCUCACCCAUUUACUUAUUACUUCAAUUACUGCUUUUAUUUUAAUCCGUUCAUUCUAUUUCUAUGUCUUACCAUCGGGUAGAUUAACAGAUUUCCCAGCUUCCGAUUAUGUAUUGGUGGUCCUUCCAACAUUUAUUUAUUUAUCAUCAUUCUCAAUUCUCAUUAUACUUUGGUAUGUUAUUGUCUUUUUUGUUUUAAAGUUUAACCCAGCCGCUGGUAAUAUGAAAAAAAGACUUUAUGCAAUCGUUAGUACAACCAACACAAUCAUUUAUAUGUUCUUUAUUGCCAUCGUUAUCGUUUUUCAAUAUACACCAUACCAACCAAACAAUGAUUGCGUAAGUUUAAUUUUCGAAGAACUUAAAAACAGUAACUCUCAAGAAGCAGUAUCCAUUGCCUACUCUGUUGUUCAAGCUUUCAUUAGUUUAUUUAUUGGAUUAGCAUUUUUCUAUUUAGGUUCAAAAAUUAUUAAAGAAAUGAAAAGAGUUAACUUGGGUGGAAUCUAUUCAAACAAUCAACCAAAAAUUAAAGCUCUUACUGCUAUAUGUGGUGCAGGUUUUAUUCUCCAUUGUAUUUUUAUUAUUUUAAUUUCAAUUAGAUCAGUUAAAUAUAUUGUAUUCACAUUUAUAGGUUUAAUUAUUACAGAGAUAAUCCCAGCAAUAGCAAUUCUCUAUUUGUUCGAUAAUAGAUUCGCUAAAUCAUCCACCAAUUCAGAUAAAUCAACCACUGAUAAAUCUAAAGGUAUUACUCUUAAUACUGUUACAACCGAAACAAAUACAGAAUCAUCGGAGUUGUAUAUUAAUAAAAAACAAACAGAAACAGGAACAAAUACAGAAUCAUCAGAAUAUAAAAAAUAA
This is a messenger RNA of Dictyostelium purpureum, 5166 nucleotides long. RefSeq lists its product as uncharacterized. The transcript has 3 exons. NCBI's taxonomy places the organism in Eukaryota, Evosea, Eumycetozoa, Dictyosteliales, Dictyosteliaceae. Bases 1 to 5166 code for a protein of 1721 amino acids. Gene Ontology annotation, biological process: chemotaxis. The record is from RefSeq and is a predicted model, not a curated record.